AUGGUUCAAGAAGCUACCGAUAAAAUUUGGUUGAUUCAAGAUAGGUUGUUGAUAAGUCAGAGUCAACAAAAGUCUUACACCAACCAUAGACAUCAAGACUUGGAGUUUGAGGUAGGCGAUCAUGUUGUUUUUAGAGUUUCACCGAUCAAGGGGAUUAUGCGGUUUGGUAAGAACGAUAAGCUAAACUCUAGAUACAUUAGGCCUUAUGAGAUACUAAAGAGAGUUGAUGCAGUAGCUUAUAGAUUGGCGCUACCCCCAGAUCUUUCUAGCAUUCAUCUAGUGUUUCACCUAUCCAUAAUAUGCAAGUACAACCCUAAUCCAACUCAUGUGCUUCAUCAUGAGGAGAUUCAGGUGGGAGAUGAUUUGUUGUAUAAGGAGGUAUCGAUUGAGAUUUUGGAUAGGCAAAUUAAGCAACUUCGCACCAAGGAUGUAGCUUUAGUGAAUGUCCUUUUGCAUAAUCACUCCAAUGAAAAGGUGACUUGGAAGGCUGAGGACGAGAUAUGCAUGAAGUACAUGCACUUAUUUCAGAAUUGA
This is a messenger RNA of Theobroma cacao (cacao), 534 nucleotides long. RefSeq lists its product as uncharacterized. Lineage: Eukaryota; Viridiplantae; Streptophyta; Magnoliopsida; Malvales; Malvaceae. Gene Ontology annotation, molecular function: nucleic acid binding. The record is from RefSeq and is a predicted model, not a curated record.